Messenger RNA from Teleopsis dalmanni, 1371 nucleotides. RefSeq lists its product as uncharacterized. Lineage: Eukaryota; Metazoa; Arthropoda; Insecta; Diptera; Diopsidae. Gene Ontology annotation, biological process: regulation of transcription by RNA polymerase II. Bases 112 to 1290 code for a protein of 392 amino acids. The record is from RefSeq and is a predicted model, not a curated record. The transcript has 2 exons. Gene Ontology annotation, cellular component: nucleus. Gene Ontology annotation, molecular function: transcription coregulator activity; double-stranded DNA binding.
CGUAGUGUAAUGUAACGGGAAAAAAAUUGACAGCGUUACUUGUACGGCUUAUCUUAAUGCGCCUGUUGAAGGAAUCUGAGACCUAUAAUUUUUAAAUUGUGGAGAACAAAUAUGCCUAAGAAGCAAAAAGUGUUUAAGCGAUUCAAUGUGGGAGAUUAUGUGUUUGCCAGACUUCAAGGCUACCCACCAUGGCCUGCUAAAGUUACAAGUGGCAGUACAAGGAAUUACAAAGUUUUUUUCUUUGGAACUGCGGACACCGCAACGAUUAAAGUCCAAAAUAUUUUCAAAUAUAAAGAAAAUAAAAACAAAUUUUGUACUGCACGGAAAUUAAAUCAGCCCAAUUUCUGCAAAGCAAUUCAAGAAAUCGAAGAUGCUAUUAAAGCCAAUAAUACUUGUAGUGACAAGGAUGUAGCCACAAGGCGGGCAAAUCGCAAAGUUCUGCAGAAAGGUGUUAGUGCUGAGGCAAAACCAUCUAAAAUCACAAAUUCAAAUAAUCCAAGAGCAGCAACGGUGAAAUUAAACUAUAAUAACAUGUUGUUUGCCAUGCUUCCAAGUCAAAAAUGCAUUGCCAUAACAUUUGGUAAGAAUAAACCGAAAUCAUUUUCAUCUGUUAGUGAACGUGUAGAAUGGGAAGCCACAGCACGGAAUAAAGCGGAAUCAUUAAAAGAACGUUUAGAAAUUGGUGAAAUUACACCAGAUUUAGUAAAAAACAUGCCUAUCGUGGAAGUUCCAUUUGAAGACCUUAACUCUGAAAUUUCUGCAAUUCUUAAUGCGAAAAUGGUUGAGCGUAAAACCGUUCUCAUUGCUGAGAAGGAUUUUGUUGCACUAUUCCAACAAUUACGAAAAUGCUUAGGAUUGAAAAGUGCAAGUGUUGAUAGAUGUCUCGAUAUAUUGGACAAGAUUAAGAUGUUUCAGAUAAAUAAAUUGUCGUUGCUUCGCAAUCCCGAUUGCAUAGACAUCAUGCGCCGGUUGUGUCGCUAUGUGGGAAACCUUGCCAAUUGGAAUUUAAGCAGCGACGAUCUUGCACGAUUUGUAACCAAAGCUGCAACAAUCCGUGAAAAAGCUAUUAGCAUAUAUAAUAACUUUAAAAAAUUGUGUAACUAUAAUGGCGAAAAACAGUUUUGGAAUGAGUUUAGUGAAGAAGCAAAUGCUUUUGAAGAGUUAACACGAAACUUUACCGUAGAACAUCGCUUGUUACUAACCAAAACUACAUAUCAGAAAUUAUUAUCUAAGCAAGUGAGUGUAAGGGGUCAAGUCGAGGAAUCUAACUCAAAUUUAACUGGAAAAUAAGAAUGAAAUUAUCAUACUAAGUGAUGAUACCUAAGAUGCUUUAACGAUAAAUGCUUAGACUUUAAUAUACCAGUUUAAUAA